Molecule: messenger RNA, 3351 nt
Organism: Kwoniella botswanensis
Lineage: Eukaryota; Fungi; Basidiomycota; Tremellomycetes; Tremellales; Cryptococcaceae
Exons: 14
Coding region: 1-3351 (1116 amino acids)
Biological process (GO): cytosolic ribosome assembly
Cellular component (GO): ribonucleoprotein complex; cytosol
Molecular function (GO): GTPase activity; ribosome binding; GTP binding
Source: RefSeq, a predicted model, not a curated record
AUGUCACAAUCGUUUGCCGUUCCUCUGGCAAAUACCAGAAACGUUACUAUCGUAGCUCAUGUCGAUCACGGAAAGACGUCCUUUGCGGAUAGUCUCUUGUCAUCCAACAAUAUCAUCUCAUCUCGUAUGGCCGGUAAAUUGAGAUUCCUCGAUUCAAGGGAGGAUGAGCAGGAAAGAGGUAUAACGAUGGAAAGCAGUGCCGUGUCUCUACGAUUUGACAUGAACAGAAUAGGUCCAGAUGGUACAGCUUCCACGUCAAAACAUCUGUGUAAUGUCAUUGAUACACCUGGUCAUGUCGAUUUCGCUUCCGAGGUAUCUACCGCAUCGAGAUUAUGUGAUGGUGCUUUGGUAUUGGUAGAUUGCUGGGAAGGUGUUUGUACACAGACAAUAGCGGUGCUCCGACAAGCAUGGGUAGACAGACUCCGUCCGUUGUUAGUAAUCAACAAGAUCGACCGACUGAUCACCGAGUUACAAAUGUCACCUUCAGAAGCAUAUCAUCAUCUCUCACAACUGAUCGAGCAGGUCAACGCAGUCAUGGGUUCGUUCUACGCAUCGGAGAGGAUGGAAGAUGAUUUGCGUUGGCGGGAAGAAAGGGAGAAGCGACUUGCAGCUCGAAAAUCAGCUCAAGAAGAACAGAACGAUAUUAACUCGGAAGAGAAUGAUGAUUUAUUGGAUAAAGAGUUUGAAGAGAAGGAAGAUGAAGAUAUUUAUUUCGCACCUGAUCGAGGAAAUGUCUUAUUCGCUUCUGCAAUAGAUGGAUGGGCGUUCAGAUUAGGUAAAUUCGCAAGGUUAUAUGCUGAAAAGCUGAAGAUCAGAGAAUCAAAUUUAAGGAGGGUUUUAUGGGGCGAUUGGUAUCUUGACCCUAAGACGAAAAGAGUAGUGGGGAGGAAGAAGUUGGCUGGGAGGAAUUUGAAACCACUCUUCGUGCAAUUCGUGUUGGAGAAUAUAUGGAGAGUUUACGAUACCGUUCUGAACCAACACGAUCCUGAGGCUACACAGAAGAUCGUGACUGCUCUGGGAGUGCGAGUAACACCUCGAGAUAUACGAUCGAAAGACACCCGAAAUCUUCUCAACAUCAUCAUGCAACAGUGGCUUCCCCUUUCCACCGCUACUUUCCAAGCCGUGAUCGACGUCAUUCCUUCACCGUCAGAUGCCCAAGCUAUCAGAUUACCAUACAUGCUCCAUCCGGAAAAAGCAGCCGCUUCCAAUACCGCUCUUACUGCUUCCAACGAAUUGGAGAAAGGUCUUUAUGGGUGCGAUCAAUCUGAAAAUGCCAAUGUGGUCGCAUACGUUAGUAAGAUGUUCGCGGUAGAACGAAGUGAAUUGCCAGAGUUCAAACCUAAAGAAAUGACUGCUGAGGAAAUGAGACAGCGAGGAAAAGAAGAGAGGGAGAAAAGAGCAGCAUUAUUAGCUAGUCGUCAGGAGAUCGCCAGCACAGCAAACGGAAUACCUUUACCUGAAAAUGGUGAAGACCUCAUAAAACCUUUAGAUGCGAUAUCUCUGAUUGAUAAAGGUACAGAAACUCCAUUGAUACCGAUAGAUGAAUCCUCAGAAGUGUUAUUAGGGUUUUCAAGGAUUUUCUCAGGUGUAUUGAGGAGGAAUACACCUCUUAUAGUCACUUUACCAAAAUACGAGAACGACCUCGGUCCGACUCACCCUAGAAAUGCUAAGCAUGUCUUCAAGGUAGUGGCGAAGGAUCUGUACAUGAUGAUGGGCAGAGAAUUGGUCUCGGUGGAAGAAGUACCUGCAGGUCAUGUUUGUGCCAUUGGUGGAUUGGAGAGAGUGGUACCGAGGAGUGCGACGUUAUGGGCACCGAACGCACAAGGAGUGGAGGAUUUGAAGGAAGAUACAGAGCUAGUCAAUCUGGCUGGUGUCAAUUUGCUGUCUGCUCCAAUUGUUCGAGUCGCCCUUGAGCCCGAGAACCCUAGUGACAUGCCCAAACUAAUCAGAGGUUUGCAAAUCCUCAAUCAGGCUGAUCCAUGUGCGGAAUACCUUGUGCAAGAGACAGGUGAACAUGUGAUCAUCACUGCAGGAGAAAUUCAUUUACAGCGGUGCAUCAAAGACCUACAGGAGCGAUUCGCGAAGUGCCCUAUACAGCAGUCUGCUGUAAUUGUUCCCUUCAGAGAAUCAGCAGUUAAAGCCCCAGAUAUGUUACCACCGAAAACGGCAGGUGCGCCGAGAGGUACAAUCAAUGGAUCAAUCUUGAAUGGAUUGGUCACCUUCACUAUACGAGCUAUACCUCUACCACCUGCGAUAAUAGAAUUCUUGCUUUCGCACACUAGCACAAUCGGUUCUAUGUUGGUUCAGAAACGAGAUCAGUCCAACGAAGAUGAGGACAACCAGGAAGAACGGGAUGCAGGUGAAGGAGGUGCUGAGCAGAGCAGAAUCCUGACACCGGAACAGUUCUGGAGUGAACUAGAGGGAUUGAUGAAUAAAGCUGGCGCUGAUUGGGCGGGCGCAGCUGAUAGAGUCUGGUCGUUCGGACCCAAGAGAAUGGGUGCGAAUGUAUUGUUAGAUCCUGCAGGGAAGAGUCAACUUCGUCUUCGAGGUAAAGAAAAGUUAUUCGCCGAUGCUCGAGCUGAAGGACAAUCUGCCGAUGCGGCCCUACAAACUGCAGACAACGCUUUAGCGCAAGAUCAAUUAGCUUCGAUAGCUUCUGCAAACGAAGCGGAUGAUAGUGCUCGAGCGGAACUGAGGUUGUUGAGGGAUUUCGAAAAUUCUAUCGAAGCUGGAUUUCAAAUGGCCACUUUCCAGGGGCCCUUAUGUUCCGAACCUGUGGUGGGUAUGGCAUGGGUUGUGGAGAAUGUCGAGUUGAAUAAAGAGGAAUUCGAAUCUGAACAAGGUAAAGGGCGAACUGCAGCUGUCACAGGAGCGUUGAUCUCAUCGGUCAGGGAUGCAUGCAGAGCGGGAAUGUUGGAUUGGUCGCCUAGGAUCAAGUUGGCGAUGUACACUUGUGACAUUCAAGCUUCGACCGACGUGCUCGGUAAAGUCUACGCGGUAGUAGCUAGAAGAAGAGGUAGGAUAGUUUCCGAAGAGAUGAAAGAGGGUACUUCCUUCUUCACGAUCAGAGCGAUGUUGCCUGUAGUAGAAAGUUUCGGUUUCGCAGAUGAAAUCCGUAAACGAACAUCCGGAGCGGCAUCACCUCAAUUGAUCUUCUCAGGAUUUGAAACGCUAGACCAAGAUCCAUUCUGGGUACCUACCACCCAAGAAGAGCUCGAAGAUCUAGGUGAGAAAGCAGAUAGAGCCAAUGUGGCUAAAGGGUAUGUGGAUGGUGUUAGGAAGAGGAAAGGGAUGUUCGUGGAGAAGAAGAUUGUGGAGUUUGCUGAGAAACAGAGGACUUUGAAGAAGUAA